Molecule: messenger RNA, 1966 nt
Organism: Vitis vinifera (wine grape)
Lineage: Eukaryota; Viridiplantae; Streptophyta; Magnoliopsida; Vitales; Vitaceae
Product: 3-isopropylmalate dehydratase large subunit, chloroplastic
Exons: 15
Coding region: 134-1660 (508 amino acids)
Biological process (GO): amino acid biosynthetic process
Molecular function (GO): 3-isopropylmalate dehydratase activity; 4 iron, 4 sulfur cluster binding
Source: RefSeq, a predicted model, not a curated record
UUUUCAAGGGUGUAAUUUAGGUCAGAACCUCUCCCUGCUGAGCUUAUCUCUCGCUCACAAUCUCUGAACCCUUCUCCACCACGUGAUCUACGCCCCGGGAACAAACGCUUGGUCGACUGCUUUCUUCUCUUUCAUGGCUUCUUCUACUAUUUCCUCCAACUCUACUACUUUCAUCAAGAAAGAUGUGGGUCUCUCUGCAUUUUCAUCAUCGCCAUCAUCAUUUUCCGUCCCGAAAACCAAGAGAAGGAAUUCCCGGAAAAUUGUUUCAGUUAUGGCACCCCAACAAUCGCCACGAUCUCCUUCCACCACUGGCUCAGUCAAGACUGCAAUGACCAUGACUGAAAAGAUUUUAGCCAGGGCUUCUCAGAAACCCCAGCUGAGCCCAGGUGAGAAUGUUUGGGUAGAUGUUGAUAUCUUGAUGACCCAUGAUGUCUGUGGCCCAGGUUCUUUUGGAAUCUUCAAGAAAGAGUUUGGCCAGAAUGCCAAGGUUUGGGACCGUGAAAAGAUUGUUAUAAUACCUGACCACUACAUCUUCACAAAUGAUGAGCGGGCAAAUCGUAAUGUUGAUAUAUUGAGGGAUUUUUGCACGGAGCAAAAUAUCAAGUACUUCUAUGAUAUAAAAGAUCUUGGUAAUUUCAAGGUUAACCCAGAUUAUAAAGGUGUAUGCCAUGUUGCUCUUGCCCAAGAAGGUCAUUGCAGGCCUGGAGAGGUCCUGCUGGGUACUGACUCCCACACAUGUACUGCUGGGGCAUUUGGCCAGUUUGCUACUGGAAUAGGUAACACCGAUGCUGGUUUUGUAUUGGGCACUGGAAAGAUCCUGCUCAAGGUGCCUCCCACAUUGAGAUUUGUUAUGGAUGGAGAAAUGCCUGAUUACUUGCUCGCAAAGGAUUUGAUUUUGCAGAUUAUUGGUGAAAUAUCAGUUUCUGGGGCAACAUAUAAAUCCAUGGAAUUUGUUGGCAGUACUGUUGAAAGUCUGACUAUGGAAGAAAGGAUGACAUUAUGCAACAUGGUUGUUGAAGCUGGAGGAAAGAAUGGUGUUGUUCCUGCUGAUAGUACUACACAUAAGUACCUUGAGGAUAAGACAGAUGUUCCAUAUGAACCGGUUUAUAGCGAUGAGCAAGCCAGAUUUCUUUCCGAGUAUAGAUUUGAUGUCUCAAAACUGGAACCGCUGGUGGCAAAGCCUCAUUCACCUGAUAAUCGUGCUUUGGCAAGAGAAUGCAAAGAUGUGAAAAUUGACAGGGUAUAUAUUGGAUCUUGCACUGGUGGAAAAACUGAGGAUUUUCUAGCUGCAGCCAAAGUUUUUCAUGCUUCCGGAAAGAAGGUCAAAGUUCCCACAUUCCUUGUCCCUGCAACCCAAAAGGUCUGGAUGGAUGUAUAUAGUCUCCCAGUACCAGGAUGUGGUGGCAAGACUUGCUCCCAGAUAUUUGAGGAAGCUGGUUGUGAUACACCUGCAAGUCCUAGUUGUGGUGCUUGUUUGGGUGGCCCUAGAGACACAUAUGCACGCAUGAACGAACCUCAGGUAUGCGUCUCUACAACAAAUAGGAACUUCCCUGGGCGAAUGGGGCACAAAGAAGGCCAGAUAUAUCUAGCUUCUCCUUACACAGCAGCAGCAUCUGCUUUGACUGGUUUUGUCACUGAUCCCAGAGAGUUCUUGCAGUAGACCACCACACCAUUACUUUAUAAUCUGCGAUUAGUUAGUAACUAGACAUACCAUGUUUACUAUCACCCCCUCUGCCAUUCUGGAUUAAAUUAAUGACCAAAGUAGUGUUGGUUUAAUAAUUUGAGGUGGCUUCUGUUCCAAUGGCUCAUGUUUGGUAUCUAGUACCUGUUGAGAUAUCACUUAUGAUGAGUUUGGUAUGUGGGAUUAGGCAAUGAGAAUUGGAAAUGUGUUUCAUUUUUUCUUCAUUACUGUAUUUGGAUUACUUAUUAGAAUAGGAAUAUGAAAUAAAUAUCAUUAUCAUGAAAA